CGCUGACCGAGCGCAGCGGCCGGGCCGGCGGGCGGGCGGGCGGGCGGCUGUGAGCAUGGUCCUGGUGCUGCACCACAUCCUCAUCGCUGUUGUUCAAUUCCUCAGGCGGGGCCAGCAGGUCUUCCUCAAGCCGGACGAGCCGCCGCCGCCGCCGCCGCAGCCAUGCGCCGACAGCCUGCAGCCAGCCGGGACCUCCUUGCCCAGGAGCCAGUGCCCCCAGGGAGUAGAGACGCCAGACUGGAGGAUGCUUUGCUGAGUCUGGGCUCCGUCAUCCACAUUGCGGGCUUCCAGCGGGCUGUCAAGGAGGCCCUCUCGGCCGUGCUCCCCAAAGUGGAGACUGUCUACACCUACCUGCUGGAUGGGGAGUCCCGGCUGGUGUGUGAGGACCCCCCCCACGAGCUGCCCCAGGAGGGGAAAGUCCGAGAGGCUGUGCUGUCCCGGAAGCGGCUGGGCUGCAGCGGACUGUGCCCCGCGGACCUGCCGGGGAAGCCCUUGGCCAGGCUCGUGGCUCCACUGGCUCCUGACACACAAGUGCUGGUCAUGCCGCUGGUGGACAAGGAGGCUGGGGCUGUGGCAGCCGUCAUCUUGGUGCACUGUGGCCAGCUGAGUGACAGUGAAGAGUGGAGCCUGCAGGCGGUGGAGAAGCAUACCCUCGUGGCCCUGCGGAGGGUGCAGGCCCUGCAGCAGCGCGGGCCCGGCGCGGCCUCCGAAGCGGUCCAGAACCCCCCCGCGGGGGCGGCGGGAGACCAGAAGGGCGGCGUCGCGUACACCGACCAGGACCGGAAGAUCCUGCAGCUGUGCGGGGAACUCUACGACCUGGACGCCUCUUCCCUGCAGCUCAAGGUCCUCCAAUACCUGCAGCAGGAGACCCAGGCAUCUCGCUGCUGCCUCCUGCUGGUGUCCGAGGACAAUCUCCAGCUUUCCUGUAAGGUCAUUGGAGAUAAAGUGCUGGAGGAGGAAACCAGCUUUCCGUUGACGACAGGACGCCUGGGCCACGUGGUGGAAGAUAAGAAGUCUAUUCAGCUGAAAGAUCUCACCUCUGAGGAUGUGCAACAGCUGCAGAGCAUGUUGGGCUGUGAGCUGCAGGCCAUGCUCUGCGUCCCUGUCAUCAGCCGGGCCACUGACCAGGUGGUGGCCUUGGCCUGCGCCUUCAACAAGCUCGGAGGAGGCUUGUUCACGGACCAGGAUGAGCGCGUGAUCCAGCACUGCUUCCACUACACGAGCACGGUGCUCACCAGCACCCUGGCCUUCCAGAAGGAGCAAAAGCUCAAGUGUGAGUGCCAGGCUCUUCUCCAAGUGGCAAAGAACCUCUUCACUCACCUGGAUGAUGUCUCUGUCUUGCUCCAGGAGAUCAUCACAGAGGCCAGAAACCUCAGCAAUGCUGAGAUCUGCUCCGUGUUCCUGCUGGAUCAGAAUGAGCUGGUGGCCAAGGUGUUCGACGGGGGUGUGGUGGAUGACGAGAGCUACGAGAUCCGCAUCCCGGCUGACCAGGGCAUUGCGGGCCACGUGGCAACCACCGGCCAGAUCCUGAACAUCCCGGACGCGUACGCGCACCCGCUUUUCUACCGCGGCGUGGACGACAGCACCGGCUUCCGCACGCGCAACAUUCUCUGCUUUCCCAUCAAGAACGAGAACCAGGAGGUCAUCGGUGUGGCCGAGCUGGUGAACAAGAUUAACGGACCAUGGUUCAGCAAGUUCGACGAGGACUUGGCGACAGCCUUCUCCAUCUACUGUGGCAUCAGCAUAGCCCAUUCCCUCCUAUACAAGAAAGUGAAUGAGGCCCAGUAUCGCAGCCACCUAGCCAAUGAGAUGAUGAUGUACCACAUGAAGGUCUCUGAUGAUGAAUACACCAAACUCCUCUAUGACGGAAUCCAGCCUGUGGCCGCCAUUGACUCCAACUUUGCCAAUUUCACCUACACCCCUCGCUCUCUGCCCGAGGAUGACACUUCCAUGGCCAUUCUGAGCAUGCUGCAGGACAUGAAUUUCAUCAACAACUACAAAAUUGACUGCCCAACUCUGGCCCGGUUCUGCUUGAUGGUGAAGAAGGGCUACCGAGAUCCCCCCUACCACAACUGGAUGCAUGCCUUUUCUGUCUCCCACUUCUGCUACCUGCUCUACAAGAAUCUGGAGCUCUCCAACUACCUCGAGGACAUCGAGAUCUUCGCCUUGUUUAUUUCCUGCAUGUGUCAUGACCUGGACCACAGAGGCACAAACAACUCCUUCCAGGUGGCCUCGAAAUCGGUGCUGGCUGCGCUCUACAGCUCCGAAGGCUCUGUCAUGGAGAGACACCACUUCGCUCAGGCCAUCGCCAUCCUCAACACCCACGGUUGCAACAUCUUCGACCACUUCUCCCGGAAGGACUAUCAGCGUAUGCUGGACCUGAUGCGGGAUAUCAUCUUGGCCACCGACCUGGCCCAUCACCUCCGCAUCUUCAAAGACCUCCAGAAGAUGGCUGAAGUGGGUUAUGACCGAACCAACAAGCAGCACCAUAGCCUCCUCCUCUGCCUCCUUAUGACCUCCUGUGACCUCUCUGACCAGACCAAGGGCUGGAAGACUACCAGGAAGAUCGCAGAGCUGAUCUACAAAGAGUUCUUCUCCCAGGGAGACUUGGAGAAGGCCAUGGGCAACAGGCCGAUGGAGAUGAUGGACCGGGAGAAGGCCUAUAUCCCCGAGCUGCAGAUCAGCUUUAUGGAGCACAUCGCAAUGCCCAUCUACAAGCUGCUGCAGGACCUGUUCCCCAAGGCAGCAGAGCUGUACGAACGCGUGGCCUCUAACCGUGAGCACUGGACCAAGGUGUCUCACAAGUUCACCAUCCGCGGCCUCCCGAGCAACAACUCGCUGGACUUCCUGGACGAGGAGUACGAGAUGCCUGAGCUGGAUGGCACUGGGGCCCCCGUCAAUGGCUGUUGCAGCCUUGAUGCUGAAUGAGCCCCUCCCCGGGACCCUUCCCUGCCCAGGCCUCCUCCUCACAGCCCUCCACUGGACCACAGGUCCUAGGUUCUAAUCCAGGACUUACCGUGCCACCCUGGGCAAGCACUGACCUUCCCGGGCCUCAGCUUUCUUGUCUGUAUAAUGGAAGCAAGACUUCCAGCCUCACCAAGACUUUGUCAUUUGUCCUCCGAGAGCACAGGGGUGACUGAGGAGCAGUGGGCCCUGCUCUGCGCCCCUGACCACAUCUUGGCAAGUCCUCCGCAGCCACUCUUUCUUCUGAGGCAGCCUGGAUGGUUUCUCCUGGGCCACGUUCCUGCUCCACCAGAUCUGGCCCUCUUCCCUCUUCCCUCUUCCCUCUUCCCUCUUCCAGGGUCCUCCUGCAAGGAGGAGGUGGGACGUCUCAGUGAGCAGAGAGUGGCUCUUAGAAACAGUCAUUAGCUCUGCUGGAUGACCAGAAAUAGCCAUGAGGCCGAAGGUGCCCCUUAGGAUCGCCACUAUACUUAUGGUGGGCAUUGGAACCUGGGAAGCUGCCCGGGCCCCACACAAAAGCUGCCAGAGGGCUGGCUCAGUGCUCUGAGCAGAGGGGGCUCAGGAAGAAAGCAGGUUGGGAAUGGUGGGCAGAAGGAUCCCGGGGCUGGAAGACAGGCUCCAGUUGAGUCAAUAAUGCUUCCUCCUGGCUGUGUGACCCUGGGCAAGUGACUCCCCCUAUUUGGGUGAGACAGGAGAGUGAGACUAUCCAUUUUCUAAGACCCCUUUUAGAUCAAAGUCCCAUUGGCUCUGUGGAGUCCCAGGAGAAGCUGUGGAAUGUCCCUGCCACCCUAGGGCAGAGAGCCGACCCUGAGUCCUUCAGGGGCCCCCUGAGUGUCCCCCGCUCUUAGCCCAAGUCCCUUCCCCAUCCCUGCAGCCAGAGAGGGCUGCCUCAGCCCUAGCAGGGCUCCUAUCUUCUUCAAGGCCAUAUCUACCCGUGCCCUGGGGCUUGGAAGACCCCCAUAGGGCCGGGCCUCUUGGGUCAGCCCGGCUGCUGGCUUCUCCCUCCUCUGUGUUAUUCUGUAUGUGUUGUGGGGUGGGGGGAGGGGGGCCACCUGCCUUACCUAUUCUGAGUUGCCUUUAGAGAGAUGCGUUUUUCUAGGACUCUGUGCAACUGUUGUAUAUGGUCCCGUGGGCUGACCGCUUUGUACAUGAGAAUAAAUCUAUUUCUUUCUACCAA
Molecule: messenger RNA, 4138 nt
Organism: Mirounga angustirostris (Northern elephant seal)
Lineage: Eukaryota; Metazoa; Chordata; Mammalia; Carnivora; Phocidae
Gene: PDE2A
Product: phosphodiesterase 2A
Exons: 31
Coding region: 163-2928 (921 amino acids)
Biological process (GO): positive regulation of gene expression; cGMP catabolic process; regulation of mitochondrion organization
Cellular component (GO): mitochondrial matrix; perinuclear region of cytoplasm; nucleus
Molecular function (GO): 3',5'-cGMP-stimulated cyclic-nucleotide phosphodiesterase activity; 3',5'-cyclic-GMP phosphodiesterase activity; 3',5'-cyclic-AMP phosphodiesterase activity
Source: RefSeq, a predicted model, not a curated record